CUCUCUCUCCGCGCAGUAGAGAGUUUCUCAUCCUUUCUCCGUUCGCCGCCAUGAGCAGACUGAAGGCGCUGAGCGGUGCGACGCGGUAUCGCGCGGCGCGUUAAGUGAACCUGUAAGCUGCGGACAUUCCCGCGUGAGUAAAUGGGCUUGGAGGUUGACCGGGCGGAAUGUAAAGGAUCCCGUGAAGGAUGGGAGGAAAAAGCUCCUCUGCUGCUGCGUUCCUGCCGCCGCCGCUGCUGCUGCUGCUGCUCGCCUGCAUGUUCGCGUCUCCGGUCCGCGCCGACAGCCUAUCCGCCCCACUGAAUGUAACCAUCAAGACCUUAGAGGGCAAUGCGGCUGUGGUCACAUGGGACAUCCUCGAGGGAGAUCCGGUCAUCGGCUUUGCCAUCACACAGCAGAAGAAGGAUGUGCGCAUGAUGCGCUUCAUCCAGGAAGUGAACACUACCACACGCUCCUGUGCAUUAUGGGAUUUGGAGGCUGAUACUGAGUAUAUCGUCCAUGUGCAGUCCAUCAGCAUGAGUGGCACAAGCCCUCCCAGUGACCCUGUCCUUUUCCGCACACCAAAAGAGUCUGAGAAAAUGGCCUCCAAAAGUCCUGCACGUUUGUGUUUGUGUGUCUUGUCAGAUGAUGUGACAAUGAAGGAGGUUGGCCAGGCACAGCUGAGGGCCGGAGAGCUAAUCAUCAUCGUAGUGGUCCUGAUCAUGUGGGCAGGUGUAAUAGCUCUCUUCUGCCGUCAGUAUGACAUCAUCAAAGACAACGAGCCCAACAACAACAAGGACAAAGCCAAGAACUCGUCGGAGUGCAGUACCCCCGAGCAUCCUACAGGGGGUCUACUGCGCAGCAAGGUCUAACCAACCACAGGCAAUAACAGGCUUCAGCCUCAGGGCACAGCUGAGACAUACCGGAAAGCCAUCAAAUGAUAUUAUUGUGAAACAAGAGUGCCCAUCUUCAUUUGAAAGGACUCUUUAAUACCACAUCCUAUCAACAAAUACGGACCCCUUGGUGCUUGUCUUCGAAGUACACAAAGACAAUGAUACACUCGAGCACAUUUGACGAGUGCACUUGAGCACAUGUGAAGAAUGAAGCAAAGACCUGAGAAUUGAAAAGUGCAUGACCGGGACGUUCCCUCGGGUCCGGCUCCAAACAGAGACGUUCCCUAAGCUCUGAGAAGAGAGAGCUAGAAAUCCCAGGACACUCUGCCUCCAGCGCCGCCUCGCACAGAUAAGCAAAAUGUGUCAUCGCCUUUGAGGGAAGACGAUAAUAAACCGGAAUCGUGCUAUGAAUGAAGGGGAACAAUUUUCCCCCUCAAGCUUUCUCUUCUUAUCAGUGCUGAAACAGGAUCAUAUGAGGAAGGGGAUAAACUGAAGCUAUUUCACCUAUCUCUCUGUCUUUCUCUCUGCAUAUUCUCUCCUUUUUUUAAAAAUCUUUUUUAUGCCAUUUGGUUCCUCUUUCCGUCAUGCAUUUCCUUUUCUUCCCACUCAUUUUUCCUCGCUUGAGGUUUCUUUUCCACCCUGAAAAGGAGUCACCGCUGUAAACGUGAUAAUGUGUAUUGGUGCAGUGCGAUCUCUCUCUCCAUAAGCACUCUCUCGCUCUCAGGGCAUCCGAGUUAAAAUCCAGAGGAUGAAUAAUACAGUGGCUCACGCUGAACCUCGUCCAUCACCCCAUCCACAUCAAUCCCAUCGCGAUAUAUAGACGAUAUAUUCGUAUAUUAUAUUAAUGCAGUGAUGGAGAAUUAUAUUUAAUCACUCGUGCGUCUUGAGUAACUCAAACAGCUUGCCGUCGAUGAUGAGUAUAUAAAUGUAGAGUAUUUAUUAAGUUGUUUUGCUUCUCAUUACCUGGUAACGCUCAUGUUUUAUAAGUACUGCUAGAAUUACGCUUCUGCUGUGACGUAUGGCUCCAUUAGAGAUUCCGGUGCCUUUCCUCUGAAGCGUUUCCUUACCAGUGUCCCGUCUCCUUCAAGACCUUCGACGCCCUCUUGUCUCAUUCUUGUGUAAUAAAUUUUCCAUCUGACAGUUUAAGUGAAGUAUGCGAGAUGAGGGAACGGCUUGACAGCACGUUAUUGGAGUGUCAGGACAGAUGGACUUGUCACUUACAGCACAGUCGCUGACGCGGACUUCGUCCUCCAGGGACAAACUCAACAAGUCGUCAGUUUGCAGGAAGCAAUAAGAACAUGCUUAAUGCGGGUCAGAAGUCUAGAAAAAAUUGAUUUGUACCAUGACAGGGCGUGCAAAUAUGAGGAAUAUUUCAGCGCAGAGGGAGUGCGGUUUUGCUAUAAUAAUGCAUCUGUUGACACACAGUACCAUUAGGGAUUUAUUUAUUUAUCAUUUAGACCCAAAAGUUAGUUUGUAUGCUGUAGAAUAAGGACCAAACUAUUACUUAGAAUUUUUUGUAAUAUGUCUUACUUAUAAAUUCAUGUUGUUACUGAGUCUGUAAUUAUUAGGGAUGCUAUCCGGUCGAUACCGUGUUUCAAACCAUGUUUGAAUGCCUUCUUUUUUUAUUUUAAAUACUUCUCAACACCUAUAACAAACUGCAUAAUGUGUUAAGUAAAUUAUUCCACAGGGACGACAGAGAAUAUUUUAUUUAGCUCUGUUUACGUUUCCUGUUUAUAUAGCAGCCGUGAACAGCUUGCUGACGCGUGUUCAUACACUUUCACUACCAAGCUUGUUUUUAUAAUGUUAGCGAGCUGAUUUUUUAAACGAAGUGCAUUAGCUAGCUACGUUAGUUACUUUAGAUGGUGUUGAAUUGCAGAGCGGAAUGGGUUUUGUUUCUGUACAGCUUUCAUUCUUCAGAAUCGUUCAUUGUCGAUAACUGAUAAUGGUUGAUGUACAAUUUAAUGGGUCAGCGCUGCUAUUUUUACUCACGUAGCGUUUUUUCUCACACGGCUAGCGUUUACUGCCAUCUUUUCUCCGGCUUUUAUGCUCAAAUAACCAGGUUUCAUUAUCAGGUUACUUGUGUUAUUGGAAAACGCUGUGAUAUUUUCACCGAGCGCUGUAUACAGUCUGCUUUGACUGCUUUAGUUUAGCCGUUUCGUGUUGCCUGUUCAUUUGAGCAGCAAUGUAUACUCACAUUUCUUAUUAUCACAUAGUAUCAGAUGUUGGUAUUAUAGCGAUUUAUGAGUAUGAGUAGAAAUAAUUGCUCGUGGCAUACCAGGAUCGGGUAGCAUCCCUAAUCAUUAUAAUUACUGCAACCUGGCUGCAUGUUGCGCAUAUUAGCAAUAAUAAUAUUGCUACAUACUGCAGUUGUGUUCCUCGCUGUGAUAUUUCAACACCCAGUGUUGAUCCCUGGGUAAAGACUUUACUUUGACUUUGUAUUAAUCAAGAUAACAGCACAUGAUAAACCAUUCGGUGACAUGUUUAAGGGCUCGUUUAUGUAUUUAUUACAUAUUUCAGCCGUCAGAGAUAUCGGAAUCGCAAUUUCCAAUAUUGAGAUAGCGUUUAAGAAGCAGUAUAUCAUGCAGCCCUUCUCGGCAACGAUUUGUAUUCAGCUCUGUCACUGAUUGAUGGCAGUGUUAAUCAAGUGGGUUGAAGGGUACUUGAAGGAGUCUUACUGCAUACAACAGCCCCCCCCCCCAAAAUCCCCCACCUCCCAUCCAGACAUACGGCCAUUACAUUGUCAUGGCGGCAGCCUAACGGACCAUCCUCUCGCUCUGUGAGUCGUCUGUUCCUUCAUUUUUCAUGCCAUCCCUCCUACUGCCAACAGAAGAAACUCGAUACUUCUCCUCUAAUGACUGCUAAUUAACCUUGGCCGGUGGGGAGAAGGCAGGAGGGCCGCCGGGUGAAAUAUGGCCGCCAUCAAUAUCGUGUCUGGGCAGCUUACAUAAGGCAGAGAGGAUUAUGUUUUCCCCUCUACAGAUCAUCGCUUUCCUACUGCUAAGUUUCUGCUCCAACGGGUGCAACAAGAGACAGUGAGGGAGAACGAGGCCACGGUGUUCCUAAGCAAUGUUCUGCUGUAUUGACCACAGACUGUCCCACUCAUGACCCGCAAAAUAAUCAGAGAGAAAUAAUCAAACUCUCGUCACACAAUCGGUAACGGCUUUGUUAAAGUCAUUUACAUUUCUAGCCUUUCCGAAGACCUUUUAGAAUUUAAAAUUACUUACAAAAUAAGAGUCUGCGUGAAUGUGUGAGAGAAUGUGAAAUUGCUGACUCUUAGUAAUUCUUCAUAAAUUCUCAAGUAGGACAGUUCAAAACAGCUCGGGUCCUGUUUUACUCCAGGUAUAAAUAGAAAAAAAAACUUUCUAUGAAGGUCAUAUUUAUAAUUAACUAUGAACACAUUCAUAUAAUGCACUCAAACAGCAUAAUGCACAUGUAUAAGAGUCUCCAUAGGCAUUGAAAUUGUUAGCAUAAGGCAUUAUAAGCACUGUUCAUGACAUAUAACACUAUCACCAAAGAAAUCCUGCGUUGUGCAUUGUCCUGUUUGUUUUUUCUUAAAUAAAAUCAUAGUACAAAAUGUUACAAGUAUACUACAUGUGCAGUGAAGUUUUGGUCUUGAUGCCACAUUGAUCUAAUAAAUGACUUAAUAAUGUUUUUUUUUUUUUUUUUUUUUUACACAAAUACCACUUAUAAGGAGUUAUAAUUUGGCUUUUGGUCAGUCAAUAAUCGACACUCACAAUGGAAACCUAUCAAAAUUCAAUAUGACGAUAAUAUACAAAGCAAGCCGGAGUCGGUGAUUUCUUGAUAUUCUGUUAUAAACACUGCUUAUAAUGCGUUUGAAUCCAUUCCUAAAUAUAUAGAUAUUGCUAGGCCUUUUCAUGAUGAUUGAUAGAAUUAUAACAAUGCUUAUAGUGUAAUUCACAUGAUAACAGUAUGAACGUAUUUGUAGGUCGUCAUACACGUGGCCUUCAUACAGAGUUAGCAGAAUAACCUUUAAGAUUUAUAUCCAGUGCCAAUGAAAUGAUCGAACACACCUUUUCACAGCUCAAGGGUCCCAGGUUCGAUCCUGCCUUUGUGUAGUUUCACAAGUGUUCGGGUUCUUCUGGCUUCUACAGUUUCUGUCCACUCCCUAAAAUAAUCUAGUAUGACCCAGACCAGAAUAAAGCAGUUCCUUAAGACAAAUAAAUAAAUGAAGAUUACCUGUAAUGGUGAAAAUUUCCUCUUUCACGCUCUUGUCAUUCUCAGCAUUCACAACGGAAGCUUUAACGACAGUCUUGAAGACAUGUUGAGCAUUAAGCACUUGUUGCCUGUUUUUACUCCUGUGACUGUGAAGGCCAAUUCAUCUGAUAUUAACUUUAGAUCUAAAACUGGCCUAGAAACAUAUUCUAAGCAUUUAACAUCCGCUUAAUCAUAUUACUCAGUAACUGGCAUUACGUAUUCUUCAACUCGUUUGAAUUAAAAUACAUGGUUAUGAGAAUGAAGGGGUCCGACGGAUCCUGGGAGUUUCGUGGGUCUUUAAAUUAAUUCGAUGAUGAAAUACUUUUCAAUCAUGCCUGCUUAAACUUUUCAUUGGUACUGCAUAUUUCAUUUCUACUUUACAUACAGUAUAUAUUCCAUUAUAUGUAUUAAGCCGGACUCUCCCACCAGUAAAUCAGCUGACUAUGCCAUAUUUCAACACAUUCCCAAUCCCCAAAUACAUUUUUGGAUGGAGUCUCCAGUGUCAGUGCUUUCUAACAGUCAGUGGUAAAGCUGUUCCUUUAGGUUUUCCAGCAUUUCUGGACUACAUACUUUUUGCAGUUUCUCAAUAACAAGACAAGCGGCAGUUUUUGUUCGAUUAUUAAUUUAUUAAGGAAAUUACUGUUUAUAGCAGCUUAAAUAAUGUAACAUCAACUAACUUGUCUCGUAUUCCAUAACAUUAAAAUUUACUCUAAAUGGAUAAAAAGUGCCAUCCUUUAAUCAUUUCUCUGCUGUGUUAUAUGAAAAAUAAAACACUUCGGGUUAUGCCGUUACUGGAAAAUAAUCGGAAGUGAUCGCUGAUUAUUUUCCUAGGACAGCGUGCGUUGUGUUUUAAUCCUUACUCGUCCAUCAGAACUGUAGUUACAGCAGUGCCUAUGAAGCCUAUACACCCAUAUACUGUAUGUGAGGAAGGUUUUAGGUUUAAAGUGUAAAAUACAUAUUGGGACUUUUAAAGUUGUUAAACUAGUGUUCAUUGUGCAUUUUUUUUUAAAAAAUGAGAUCGCAUGAGAUCUGACUCCCAGUGAGACACUCAUGGACGCUUGAGCAAAGGUCUUGACUCCUUAUCUGCUCGUCCCUGUGCUUGGAUUGUUCACUUGUUUCUAAGUAAUUAAUAGAUCUGAAUGAAAGGAAAAUGGUGAUCUAUGGCUGUUGGUGAAAAAUCAAAGGUGUUAUAUAUGCUGGAUGUAGACUACAAGAAAUUUGUUGCAACACUGAAAAAUCCCUGAUCAUGCCUUUAAGGUGUUAAUGAUUUAAAGCUACAGUUCUUGUACAUACUGUACGUUUGUGUUGUGGCUACUUCUCUAGCAUUCCCAACUGUGAGACCAGAACGCCAAGCCUUAAAGCACUUAAGAGAGAGAGAGACGCUAAUAUCCUAACGGAGGAAUUUACAUUAUGUUGCGUUGUAAUUAAGCAGAACUGAGAUGGCCACUGAUAUCAUUGUCCCACAUAUUUACUCUGACGCAUGGGCUUCAAAAAGAGGAUGAACGUUCGUGUGUAAACCACAGAGUCUGUGUUACUUGAUGUUCAUAAAACAAUGCUUCAUGAGGGCUAGCAUGUUUCUGCUGUUCUAUACAAAAUUAUACAAUUUAUAUGGAUUAAAAAAAAAAACAAUUACAUGUCUACUUAUGUACUGCCACAAAAAUAAUAAAGUAUUAAAUAUUUUCAAA
Messenger RNA from Hemibagrus wyckioides, 6772 nucleotides. It is a transcript of the gene fndc5b, whose product is annotated as fibronectin type III domain containing 5b. The coding region runs from base 189 to 851 and encodes 220 amino acids. Gene Ontology annotation, molecular function: protein binding. The transcript has 6 exons. The record is from RefSeq and is a predicted model, not a curated record. Lineage: Eukaryota; Metazoa; Chordata; Actinopteri; Siluriformes; Bagridae.